AUGAAGCUGCUCUCCACCCUUACCGGUGUGGCAGCUUACGGCGCAUCACUUGCUUCUGCCCUGAGCCCUCCCGUUAUCGACACUCACUAUGGUACUAUUCAUGGUGGUCUCUCCCCUUUCCGUGGAGGUGACAAGGCUUUCGUGUACAAGGGAAUUCCAUAUGCUCAGCCACCCACCGGUGCCAACCGUUGGACGAAGGUGUCUGGCCCCAGCUACUGGGGAAAACUAAAUGCCACCGAAUUCGGCCCGCAAUGUGCCCAGACAAUCGGCGAAGCUGGUAUCUUCUCUAGUGGCAAGAACACAACUAGCGAGGAUUGUCUGUACCUCAACAUCUGGACUCCGGCUUACGAGAACCAGACCAACAUGACCUCCAAAAAGUUGCCCGUUCUCUUCUGGAUCUACGGUGGACGUUUCACGGGCGGCUCUGGCGAUGUGAAAACCUAUGAUGGUACCGGUUUCGCGCAAAAGGAUAUCAUCGUUGUCACCAUCAACUACCGCCUCGGACCCUUUGGAUACCUUGCCCAUCCUGAAUUGACUGCGGAAUCAGGCCACAACAGCUCAGGUAACUACGGUAUUAUGGAUCAGCAGGCUGCUCUGCACUGGGUCAAUGAGAAUAUUGCCAAGUUUGGUGGUGAUCCUGAUCAAAUCACUGUUGGUGGGCAGUCCGCUGGCUCGGCUAGCGCCCUCGAUGCUAUGUGGAGUCCCCUGGCCGAAGGUCUCGCAGCUGGAAUUAUUGCUGAGAGCGGUGCCCGCGGACCCCACGACCCGAUGACCGGUACUGUUGCUACUUCAUACAGGACUAAGAAGGCCGCUGAGGCACAAGGAGUCCGAUUCUUAAAGACCAUGGGAGUCAGCUCAAUUGCUGAACUCCGAAAUGCUUCCAUGGAGAGCCUUCUUGUGUAUGAUGGCAUUUCCGACACCAUCUGGGAUGGUACUCCCUUCGAGAACUUCACUGAUGCGUUCAUGGAGCCUCCGAUGUGGCGUCCCAACAUCGAUGGCUACGUCUUCCCGGACACCUACUCCGAGGCCUUGCGCAACAACUCUCAUGCCGACAUCCCUAUAUUGACUGGAAACAACGCGGACGAGUCUGGUGCUACCCCGACCCUCACCUACUCUGCCUCCAAAUACCACGCCCUUUUCAGCAACCUUUUCGGUGACCUUUCAGAUGAAUUCUUCUCCCUGUACCCUGGUCAAAACAGAUCCCAGGCCUCGGAAAGCGGCAAGGAGUUCUGGAGAGAUCUGUCUCGAGUUGGAAGCUGGCGUUGGGCUCUUGACUGGGCUGCCGGUGGCGCGAAUGCAUCCGUGUAUACUUACUUCUUCAACCACUGGCCGGCGGAAGAUUAUUCCGGUGGUGCUUACCACGGAAGUGAGCUUUGGUAUACCUUCAACAACUUGCCCUACAGUUCAUACUCAAAUGUGACCUGGGACAGUGAAGAUUAUGCCGUCGAGACGAAGAUGGCCAACUAUUGGGCCAACUUUAUCCGCAAUGGCAACCCCAACGGUGACGGUCAGCCUCAAUGGAAGGCCUCCAAGAAGGAGGCGCAGACCAUGUGGCUAGGAGACCAGUGGGAGAUGGGCCCUAUUACCAACGACAACAAGCGCAUCGAGUUCCUGCACAAGUGGACUUCUACUUUGCCUGCAUGGUAA
Messenger RNA from Penicillium verhagenii, 1647 nucleotides. Its product is annotated as carboxylesterase/lipase family protein. The transcript has 4 exons. Bases 1 to 1647 code for a protein of 548 amino acids. Lineage: Eukaryota; Fungi; Ascomycota; Eurotiomycetes; Eurotiales; Aspergillaceae. The record is from RefSeq and is a predicted model, not a curated record.